GGUCCCCCCGGUUCCUCAAGAUUCAAGGGGCUUACAUAAGAAGGGCCCAGACAUCAGUGCCCGGCGCGCAAUGUGUCCACACCGGGCGCAAAAUCAGCUCUAGAUUCAUCUUGCUACAUAUUUAAUGUACAGAGGAGGCUAACCGGGUAACAAUCGGCUCUCUCCUCCGACACCCAGUCUGGGCGGGAAUGCCCUUGCAUUCUCAGUUGCAUAUGGGCAUUGUGCAUAACGCAUGUACAUGUCGAUGUAUUUUUUGAGCCGCAGACGCGGGUCAGCGGGCUAUCGAUCCCCUUCCCCAUUCGGGCACCAUUGCGCAUGCCCAAAAUUUCCUCCUUUGAGCCCACCUGAACUCACUCCUGUCUAUAGCAAUCGUAGGGACGGUGCAAGCCAUCCGUUCAGUAGGUUCGUUUCGGUGCCAGAGCGGUGCCAUUGAUCCCAUCAGAAGGAGUGGGAGGCCCCCUUCUCUGGUUGGCUAAUCGGAACCAUGCGCAGCCAGGCGCUUUCUCUUGCCCGCGCGGGCCUGCUGCAGCUGAGCUCCCAGACGGGUGCCAGCCUGGAGGGUGGCUUCGCGCUGUCCAAGCGUGCCGAGCAGGCGCUCAUCCGCGCCAGCCGCGCGUUCGCCAGCGAUGCUAAGGCUCUGGACGAGCUGCGCAAGCCCAAGUUCACCAGCAAGUACCUGAUUAACCAUGUUUCGGAGAAGCUGAUUCCGGCCGUCAAGGAGUGGGAGAAGCAGUACCAGCCCCCGGUUAUCCACCUGGGCCGCGUGCUGUCCGUCGGUGACGGUAUUGCCCGCGUGUACGGCCUGAAGAGCGUGCAGGCCGGUGAGCUGGUGUGCUUCGACAGCGGCGUGAAGGGCAUGGCCCUGAACCUGCAGGCCGACCACGUGGGUGUGGUGGUCUUCGGUAACGAUUCGCUCAUCCACCAGGGUGACCUGGUGUACCGCACGGGCCAGAUCGUGAACGUGCCGGUGGGCCCCGGCACCCUGGGCCGCGUGGUGGACGCGCUGGGCCAGCCCAUUGACGGCAAGGGCCCGCUGACCAACGUGCGCUCGUCGCUGGUGGAGAUCAAGGCACCGGGUAUCAUUGCCCGCCAGUCGGUGCGCGAGCCGCUGUACACCGGCGUGAAGGCCGUGGACGCGCUGGUGCCCAUCGGCCGUGGCCAGCGUGAGCUGAUCAUUGGCGAUCGCCAGACCGGCAAGACCGCCGUGGCCCUGGACUGCAUCCUGCACCAGAACUACCUGAACGGCCUCACCAACAAGAAGAACCGCGUGUACUGCGUGUACGUGGCCAUCGGCCAGAAGCGCUCCACCGUGGCCAACCUGGUGAAGCUGUUCGCGCAGACCGGCGCGCUCAAGUACACCAUCAUCGUGUCCGCCACCGCCUCGGACGCCGCCCCCCUGCAGUUCCUGGCGCCCUACUCCGGCUGCGCUAUGGCCGAGUACUUCCGCGACACCGGCAAGCACGCCGUGAUCAUCUACGAUGACCUGUCCAAGCAGUCGGUGGCCUACCGCCAGAUGUCGCUGCUGCUGCGCCGCCCGCCCGGCCGUGAGGCUUUCCCCGGUGACGUGUUCUACCUGCACUCGCGCCUGCUGGAGCGCGCCGCCAAGCUGUCGGCGGCCAUGGGCGGCGGCUCGCUGACCGCCUUCCCCGUCAUUGAGACCCAGGCCGGUGAUGUGUCGGCCUACAUCGCCACCAACGUGAUUUCCAUCACGGACGGCCAGAUCUUCCUGGAGACUGAGCUGUUCUACAAGGGUAUCCGCCCCGCCCUGAACGUGGGUCUGUCGGUGUCGCGCGUGGGCUCCGCGGCGCAGUUCCCCGGCAUGAAGCAGGUGGCGGGUACCCUGAAGCUGGAGCUGGCGCAGUACCGUGAGGUGGCCGCCUUCGCCCAGUUCGGCUCCGACCUGGACGCCGCCACCCAGUACGUGCUGGAGCGCGGCGCGCGCCUGACCGAGGUGCUGAAGCAGAAGCAGUUCGUGCCCAUGCCCAUCGAGCAGCAGACCAUCGUGGUGUACGCCGCCACCAAGGGCUACCUGGACAAGGUGCCGGUCAACCAGAUCACGGCCUGCGAGGACGUGAUCCUGAAGCACGUGGACCCCCGCCUGUUCAAGAUCCUCAAGGCCAAGGGCAAGAUCACCCCCGAGAUCAACGCCCACCUGGCCCAGCAGAUGUCCAACCUGCCGGUGAUGACCAAGUAAGCGGCCGGCAGCCGAUGCGGCUGUGGUGCGGGCUUGCUGGCGUGCCGCCGCAGGCAUCGCGUGGAGGAGGAGCGGCAUUGUUGGAGAGCCCUGGCGGCGGCAGCAGCUGGUGCGGGGCUCGCGGCGCGGCAGAGACGGUGGCGGCGUGUGCGCAGCGUGGCCAGUCGAAUCCUGGGAAGGGCGUCUGGAGGUAGCGCGAGUGGGCGCCGGGUGUCUGUCGGGGAGUUUUUCGGACGCACACUAGAGUAGUAGCAGCAGCGAAGCGUCGGCGCGCGGGUGGAGGAAGCUGUUGCGCCGCUUGAGAGCUCACUGCGACGCGGUCCUGCCGUGGGGGCCGUGGCGUGCGCUGCGGAGUGUGUGCGGGGGAUGAGGCGGACGUCAUCGAGCUUGACAACUUGGUCCAUGAGCGUGCCUGUUGGCCAAGAGUUUAUUUCUUCUAGUAGUCGUGUUACGUACAGCCUUUGUGUUGCGCGAUGUGAGUCAUGGUAGGAGUCGACAGCAGAGAUGAGAUAGGUGUGGGAGGUAUGGGUACGUGGCGUGGGAGCCCCAUCCCUGCCAUGCCAGGCGGACUCGGAACGUCCGAGGCACUAGGAUACUUGGGCGGAGAGCGGCAGCCGGGUGGCGCGCCGUGUCGUCGGUCACAGGUGGUCUGCACUGCCUGCCUCAGGGGCCGCUGCACAUUCAGCAGCGCGCAUCAGGAGUUGUAACGGAAAGGAGCG
Molecule: messenger RNA, 2913 nt
Organism: Chlamydomonas reinhardtii
Lineage: Eukaryota; Viridiplantae; Chlorophyta; Chlorophyceae; Chlamydomonadales; Chlamydomonadaceae
Exons: 10
Coding region: 485-2194 (569 amino acids)
Biological process (GO): proton motive force-driven ATP synthesis; proton transmembrane transport
Molecular function (GO): ATP binding; proton-transporting ATP synthase activity, rotational mechanism; ADP binding
Source: RefSeq, a predicted model, not a curated record